AUGGUUCGAGCAGACACGCGAUUUUGGCCUCCAACUUCUGACAGACAUUGCAAACCGCGUACUGACUCAGCUCCAGCUGACACUGUAUGUGCCCGUGUGUACAGUGACAGCAGUGAACUGGACGACGACGAGUGGCCCAUCAAGUGUAUCCUCCAGGAAACAGACACAGAAUACCUGAUCGACUGGGAAGGCCCCUACACUCCAAGCUGGGUGAGUUACAUCACGCAAAUCGACGGUCCUGCCUCGCCCUUCGCUUCGCAGAGAAGAAGGGACUCGGAGAACAACGAACGCGCGGCAUCCGAACACGAAAACCAAUCAAAUACCCGCGGUUCUACAGUCCUUUCAUCGACACUUCCCUCUCUAGAAAUUGUCCCAGAGACACAAUACUCUCCACAGGCCAAACAGAGUUCAGUUUCCGGGACCUUUUCUCCGGAGACUCCUGGUGCUGGUCACAGCAGUGUGCGGAGUGAGAUAGCCGAAACACCUUCUCUCCGACACGAGGAAUUCAAAAGUCAACUCAUAUCUCACGAGUCCAGUAUCCCUUUCUCGGCGUCCUCAGGGUCUGUUGAAGGCAUCGAGACCAAUUCGGGCAGCUUGGUCUCACACUAUCUUACACAGUGUGACUCUUCUGUUGGUGUUUAUCUCAGCUCAAUACCGGAAACGGUCACCCAAUAUUUGUCGCAAUAUCAAGUUGAUUCCAGUACUCAAUUCACAAGUCAGCCGGGGCUGUCAUUGCCCAAACCUACGGAAACUCAGCCGCGUGUGGAAAUAGUGGAAGACCAAGGAAGAAAGCAUCCAGCAGCAUCCAUGAACGAAAAUAUGGACCAAUACAAUUCAUGGGAUCAGCCAAGAGCCCCGCGCUUUCCGGGAAUAUCCCAGACACUCAGUGCUAGUGGAACCCCUUCCUCUGUUGGAGACAUCGAAUCAUCAGUGCCUGUAUCGGCCUCAGAGGCAAUGGCCCCUCUUAGCGUCAGACUCGACAAAGACGCUGUCACUCAUUCCCACACUGCAAUUCAUCAUGUGCAUGCCGAACCUCUAAUCCCGCCGUCGGAACUGCUUCAUGUCGAUCCAUCGACAACACAAACCAUUCAGCCUAGUGAAUUGACAGUUACAAAUGUCGAGGAGAAUUUACCAGGUUCAAUCCGGCUUGGACCGUCUGAGUUUGCAGUCACUCUUCCAAUGGACUCCCGGGUGAAGGAUUACUAUGAACGAGUAUUGGCAGACGCUGCCACGAGUAUUCGUGAAUUUUUCUCUGGCAUUGACGACAACUCUGGACUAUCGGCUGCUGAAGUGAGACUUUAUCACAUCUAA
Penicillium lagena is the source of this 1311-nucleotide messenger RNA. RefSeq names its product Histone deacetylase complex subunit 2/3. The coding region runs from base 1 to 1311 and encodes 436 amino acids. The record is from RefSeq and is a predicted model, not a curated record. The transcript has 2 exons. NCBI's taxonomy places the organism in Eukaryota, Fungi, Ascomycota, Eurotiomycetes, Eurotiales, Aspergillaceae.